GGCUGCGCAGGCUCCGUGGCUGCCACCGCCGCCCCAGCCGGGGAUGUGCCGGCUUCUGCCGCAGCUGAGAUGGCCCAGGCCGGAGGGGAGGUCGCCCGGGAGCUGCAAGACAGUGUCCGGAAGUUCCUGAACCGGCCUCCCAUUCACCUCCUGACAAGGGUGAAGCUUGAAUCCAAACCGAAGAAGAAUGAAGACAGGGUGCUGGUCCUUACUACCUGGCGGAUCUAUCUCUUUUCACUUAAGGUGCCGGCCAAGCUUGAGUGCUCUUUCAACGUCCUGGAGAUCCGAGCGUUAAACGCCCUGAAUCACAACCAGAUCUUGGUGGAGACAGAGAAAGCAAACUACAACUUGAAAUUCCCCACCCCGGAAAGUGCCGACCAGGUCACAAGACACGUCAACAACGCCUUAGCCAAAAUCUUUCCCUGCCCAGCCUCUGUCUGCCUGAUACGUCAUGGGACUGUGGAGACCCCAGAGACGCCGCGGGACAUGUCCCCCAACUCGGAAAGUUCCAGCUCCACCACGCACAGCAUUUGCGGAGGGUUUUCCGAAACCUAUGCAGCCCUUUGUGACUACAACGGCCACUCUUGCCGGGAAGAGGUGCAGUGGGAUGUCGACACGAUUUAUCAUUCGGAAGACAACCGGGAAUUCAAUCUGCUUGAUUUCUGUCACCUGGAAAGCCGGGACUUAGCUCUGAUUGUGGCUGCUUUGGCAUAUAACCAGUGGUUCACCAAACUUUACUGCAAGGACUUGCGGCUGGGCUCUGAGGUGGCUGAGCAGGUUCUGCACACGGUGAGCAAAUCCCAUCACCUGGAGGAACUGGUGCUGGACAAUGCAGGCUUAAAAACAGAUUUUGCCCUGAAGCUCUCGUGCGUUUUGGCAGAGAACCCACACACAGCCCUUCACUCCCUCACCCUCUCCCACAACCCGCUGGAGGACAAAGGCCUCAGCAUCCUGAGCCAGCAGCUGUUGUGUUUCCCCAAGGGCCUCAGCAAACUUUGCCUUUCCAAGACCAGCAUCACUGCUAAAGGACUCUCCAUUCUGUGCCAGACCUUUGGAGCCAAUCCGGCCUUCACCAGUUCCCUUCGCCAUCUUGACCUGAGCAAAAAUCCAGGGUUACUGGGGACCGAGGAGGCCAAUGGUUUCUAUUCAUUCCUCGCCCAGCCAAACGCACUGGUUCACCUGGACGUAUCCUCCACAGACUGUGCAGUGGAUGCCCUGUUCAGGGCGCUGCUGCACGGCUGUUGCCCACGGCUUAGCUACCUCAACCUUGCACGAAACACCUUCUCCCACAGGAAAGGAAAGGGAUUACAGCCUUCUCUCAAGCAGUUUUUCUGCAGCGCCUUUUCUCUCAGCUAUGUAAACUUGUCAGGCAUCAAAAUGCCUGUGGAGGCGUUAAGGUCUCUUUUCCAAGGUCUGUCAGCCAACACCCACCUCAGCGAACUGCACUUGGACUUGAGUGGAUGUGAGCUGCGCUCCCCAGGGGCCCAGGUGCUUCAAGAGCAGUUGUCUGGAAUCAGCGCCUUGAGUAGCCUAGACCUUUCUGACAAUGGCUUCGACAUGGACUUGCUGACCCUCGUCCCAGCACUCGGGAAGAACAAGUCCCUGAAGCACCUGUGGCUGGGGAAGAACUUCAAUGUCAAAUCCCGAACCUUGGAGGAGAUCCUUCAGAAGAUUGUGCAGCUUAUCCAAGAGGAAGAGUGUUCCUUGCAGUCUUUCUCUGUUGCCGAUUCCCGGCUGAAAACCCGCACCAGCAUCCUGAUCAACGCUCUGGGCAGCAAUACUUGCUUGACCAAAGUAGACCUGAGUGGAAAUGGCAUGGAAGACAUUGGGGCGAAGAUGCUCUCCAAAGCCCUGCAGAUCAACAGCACCCUGAGGAGUAUUUCCUGGGACAAGAACAACACAACUGCACAAGGCUUCCAGGACAUUGCCCGGGCUCUGGAGAACAACUACACCCUCAAGUUCAUGUCCUUUCCUAUGAGUGACAUCACGGCAGCCUAUCGCAACACCCCCGAGAGGACGGAUGAGGUGUGGCAAAAGAUCCAGUGGUGCCUCCUUAGGAACAACCACUCGCAGAAGGUCCCCCAGGACCAAGCCUUCCGCCUCCACCAAGGAAUCGUCACCAAUAGCGCCGAGCAAAUGAUGACCCGCCUGUGUGUGAGAGUCCAGGAAGAGGUGCGGGUGCUGCGAAGCUGCUCUGCCGAUGCUGUCCAGGAGGAGGUGCUCUACGCCCGGGAGCUCAUGAAGGAAGCCAAGAAUUCACGGGCGCUCUUCCCCAGCCUGUACGAGCUCGGGCACAUUUUGGCCAGCGAUGGGCCGGUCAGGCACAGGCUAGAGUCGGUGGCCAAUGAAGUAUCAAAAGCAGUGGACAAGGAAUUGCAGGUGAUCCUGGAGUCCAUGGUUGCCCUCACUCAGGAGCUGUGCCCGCACGCCGUCCAGGCAGCUGAAGAGCACGACAAGAUGCUGGCAGCCGUUUCGGAGCGCGUUACCGUGCCCCGCAACUUCAUCCGGGGGGCUCUGCUGGAACAGGCUGGCCAGGACAUUCAGAACAAGCUCAACGAGGUCAAACUGUCGGUGGUGACCUAUCUCACCAACACCAUUGUAGAAGAGCUGCUGCAGGAGCUGUAUCAUGCCCACAAGAGUCUGGCCCAGCACAUCACCCACCUCCGCCGGCUUUCUGGAGGGCAAGACAACGCCUCCCUCCCGGAGCAGUUUGGGAAGCCCCGGCUCCGUGACCACGAGGAGACCACGGACGAUGAGCUUGGCUCCAGCAUUGACACCAUGGCCAUCAAGAGGCAGAAGCACUGCCGGAGGAUCCGACCCGCUUCUGCCUUCAUUAGCGGUUCUGAGCAGGACAGUGACCUGACAAUCCCCAGGAUGGGCUCCCCGCUGGGCUGGAUCUCCUUGGCCAGCAGCAGCCAGUAUUUGCAUUCCCACAGCACGUCUUUCGAGGUGCUCUCCGACCUGCCGACGGAGGGCGGCCGGCUGGAGCACCGCACACGCAACAGGCCCCGGCCUCCCCGCAAUGCACCCCACGGCGGGUUCCGUUCCAGUAACCGAAUCCUGGGGUCUAUUGAGUCCCGCGAACAGGAGAAUGGGUCGGUGCCACGGUUGGACGAGGGUCUAGAUGAAUUUUUUAACAGGAGGGUGCUUGCUGACAACACCAGCGAUGCCCGGACACCUAAGGGCUGCGGGGUCAGGCCGGGACCCUCCGACCCCCUCCCACCCUUGCAGAAGAAGAGGAGGAGGGGCCUGUUCCAUUUCCGCAGGCAUCGCAGCCUCAAGGGAGAGCAAGACCCCGAGGACCUGCCCCCAAGCCCUCCCCCGCCUCCGGUGGGUGGGGAUGAACAGAAGCCCCCACUGCGCCCUGCCCUCACCCAAGAGGAGGAGAGGAGGCUGGGGCAGGACAACGUGCCUCUUCCAAGAAUGGGGCCCACGGGUCCAGAAAGUGGGGUGAAGGGUCUGCCAAGCAGGGGACAGCAGGGUUCCAGUCCUGACGCAGGGAAGGCGGAGCCAGACCCCAAAGGGGUGGAGCUCCUGCAGCCGUCACGGGUCAAAGGUGUGGCAUUGCCUGGCAUGGGACACGCAAAGGGGUGGAGCCUGGAUGCCAAACUGGAGAGUGUUGUCCAGGAGCAAGAAGGGAGCAUGAGGGACAGGCAGAGAAGACGCUCUUCCCACGACUCAGGGCAAGGGGGGUGGAGGCCCCAUCCUCCACUGCAGAGUUCCAAGCCAAGUUUCGCCACUAUUCACCGGGCGGAAGCCAGCUGGGACAUAGCUGAAGAAAGUUCCCUGCGGGAGAGCAGAGGACAGGAAUCCCUCAAAGAUAUUCCUCCAGAAGAAGCGGAUGAGAGAGGCACUGUUGUGGCCACCCUGACCUUCGAGAAGGUCCGGCCAAUGGUGCCGGCCAAGCAGUUCAGGGAUCUGCCAUCUGCCCCCUGGCCUCCCAAGCCAGUCGCCCUCCCCAGGGGCCAGAAGUCCCCCAGCCAGCCUGAGAGAAGCCGUAGCAACGAGGAAGCCGGAGGAGCGGGAGGGGCCACCCCGGAAGAAGCGUGUACGUCCCCCCCAGUAGCCCAACCCCGACGCAGAGCCAAGGAACGGGACAACGAAGGGGACCCUGAGGUGGGGAGGAAGGCAGCCCCCCUCAAACCAAAGAGGACGCGUCGAGCACAGUCGUGUGACAAGCUGGACUCGGAUCGAGGCCGAAAUCCGGGCUCUGGAGGUGCCAGCGACACACCCCUGCCUGACCCCCCUCCCGCCCCCCCUGAGUGCAACCUGCCCACCUGGAAACCUCGCCCUGCUGUUUCCCACCCUCUCGUGCCAGCGGACCGGACUGUGGGAACUCCCACAUCUGGGACAGAGUGAUGGACAGGCGCUCCCUUGACGUUGCUGCCCCUGGAAGCUGUGAUGCCCGUUCAUCUUCUGGCGGAAAGAGCGAAGGAACAUGAAAGCUACAAAAGAGAGAGAGAAACGUGGGGGGCAUCCCCCCUCAGCUCUCCCCCUCCCACAGAGAGGGGGCGACCUCCCACCGUACAGAAACCGUCCGUCCGGGACUUGCUAGGACUCCAGUGCUGCUGGUCUCUGUCGCCCUUCUGUCCCACGCCUCCAUUUGUGCCUGUUUUUCUCCCCUCGCUUCUGGGUCAGACCUCCCCCCUCCACCGGCCCUAAUGCCCCAGAGGGACUUGGGGCACCCCCCCUUUUAAAAAUCAGGACGGUGACAAAAAAGCCACAAUUAAUUCCCCUCUCCCUUCACCCCUGCCCCCAAAUACUUGGAGGGGGGCGGUAUUGAGAUUUGAGCGGAAGAUGCCCAUUCCCUGGGCAAGGCAUUGGCCAGGGGCUUCUUUGCCCUCCACCCCCCAUCUCUUUCUCCAGUCUGAGCAUCCAACCCUGCCGGCCCCUGCAUUUCACACACCCCUUUCCCCUCCCCCUGCUCCCUACAUUCUCACUGUUCUAUUUUAAGCUUGUACAAAAGGAAGAAUAAAGAGAGAAUCAUAAUAAAUUAUAUAUGGAAAUUAAAAAAUAAAAUA
Rhineura floridana is the source of this 5021-nucleotide messenger RNA. RefSeq names its product capping protein regulator and myosin 1 linker 3 (gene CARMIL3). The transcript is spliced from 41 exons. Gene Ontology annotation, molecular function: protein binding. The record is from RefSeq and is a predicted model, not a curated record. Gene Ontology annotation, biological process: regulation of Arp2/3 complex-mediated actin nucleation; cell migration. Bases 70 to 4359 code for a protein of 1429 amino acids. Gene Ontology annotation, cellular component: plasma membrane; lamellipodium. Lineage: Eukaryota; Metazoa; Chordata; Lepidosauria; Squamata; Rhineuridae.